AUGGCCAUGUUCCGCUUGUCAAAUACCCCGCGAUUCACACCACGUUGUCCGAAUAGACGACAAAGAAUAGCGUGGGUAGCACAGGUACAAUUUUCUUCUUCCAGAGCUAGUAUUUCUCAAACGACAUUUUCAAUACCAAUCCAACCGGGAAUUAUAUCUCAAAGCUGGAGAGAAUACAGUUUGGGUAGAGCUCGAAUUACCGGUGAUAUAUCUCAGACAAGAAUCAAUCCGAGGAUUAUUCAUCGCAAUAUGGCUUCAUCUACCGAUACGACUUUGAAGGGGAAGUACCCGGCGAAAGAACAUGUGAGGAAGGUCGUGGAGUAUAUUAAGAGUAAGGAGCCCGAGGCAGAGGGAGUCUUGUAUUUGGAGGCGCAGAAGACGGUUAUGAUUGAGGAUAAUGAUGAGGCUGCUCCUUUCAGACAACGACGCUUUUUCUACUAUCUCACCGGCUGCGAUCUCCCUGACGCUUACUUUACCUAUGACAUCGCAAAAGACAAAAGUACUCUCUUCAUUCCACCAAUCGACCCGGAAUCAGUCAUCUGGACUGGUCUUCCUCUUUCUCCUAAAGAAGCACUCGCCCGUUAUGACGUCGACGAAGUCCUCACAACCGAUACCAUAAACGCGCAACUGGCCCUCCCAAAUCAAACAAAGGUCUGGGCUAUCGCGCCCCAGAUUUCUACCCACAUCACCUUCCUUGAAUUUCCCCAGAAAGAUUUCACGCUUCUUAAAGAAGCUAUCGAAGAAGCUCGUGUACGCAAAUCAGAAUACGAAGUUGCGUUGAUGAGAAAGGCGAAUGAGAUUUCAAAAGUGGGACACACGGCAGUUUUGAAGGCAGUUAAACAUGCAAAGAAUGAAAGGGAAUUAGAGGCGCUUUUCAUUAAAGAGAGCAUUGCGAACGGAGCGAGAGAACAAGCUUAUCACAGUAUUGUGGCUAGUGGUACUGCGGCUGCUACAUUACAUUAUAUGAAGAAUUCAGAAGAGUUGGAGGGAAAAUUGAAUUUGCUUUUGGAUGCUGGAGGAGAGUAUCAAUGUUAUGCUUCGGAUAUUACAAGAACCUUUCCCAUAAACGGCCACUUCACGCCCGAGUCUCGCUCCAUCUACGAUAUAGUACUCUCCAUGCAAUCGCAAUGUAUCUCCAUGCUCAAAGCCGGCGUUUCCUGGGACGAAGUACAUCUCCUUGCCCACAAAGUCGCAAUCGAGGGACUUCUCUCCUUAGGAAUCUUGAAAGGUGAUAGAGAAGAGAUUUUAAAAGCAAGAACAAGUGUAGCGUUUUUCCCGCACGGAUUGGGUCAUUAUCUCGGAAUGGAUACGCAUGAUACUGGUGGACAUCCAAAUUAUGAAGAUAAGGAUAGAUUGUUCAGGUAUUUGAGAGUCAGGGGGAAUUUGCCAGAGGGGAGUGUAGUCACUGUUGAACCGGGUAUUUAUUUCUGUCGCUUCAUCAUCGAACCAUAUCUUAAAGAUCCGGCACAUGCUCAAUAUAUCAACUCGGAUGUUUUGGAGAAGUACUGGGAAGUUGGAGGUGUCAGAAUUGAAGAUAACAUUCUGAUCACGAAAGAUGGUUAUGAUAAUUUAACGACGGUGGUCAAGGAUGUGGAGGAGAUGGAAAAGAUUAUUAAUGAGUCUUAGUUGAAGAAUUGGCGAGAUAGGGGAGUGGUUCUUGAUAUAUAACCUUGAAAGGUUUAGAUUAUGAAUAUUUUGGGAAAAUGUGAAAAAUGUGAAAAUCGUGGUGAAUUGAGAAUGUGCAUGAUUUUUGUUAGAUCAUACUAAGAGUUCUGAAUGAUUUAUUGAGUCAAUACAUAAAUCAACAAAUAGAUACUCGAGUAGAUGAACGA
Botrytis deweyae is the source of this 1832-nucleotide messenger RNA. RefSeq lists its product as uncharacterized. The record is from RefSeq and is a predicted model, not a curated record. The transcript is spliced from 5 exons. NCBI's taxonomy places the organism in Eukaryota, Fungi, Ascomycota, Leotiomycetes, Helotiales, Sclerotiniaceae. Bases 1 to 1626 code for a protein of 541 amino acids. Gene Ontology annotation, molecular function: metalloaminopeptidase activity; manganese ion binding.